AUGAGAGGGCUGAACAGAGCAAUGCUUCUAAGCAGAGCCCUAAGAAGCAAUUCCACCGCCGUGUCAGGUGCAAUUGCCACCCUUCACGGAGUGGUUCCCCAUGGCACGAACACCCUAAGGAGCAGCGAUCCUUCGGUAUCUAGCAGUGUUACUGGGUUUCGAUACGUUUCUGCUUCUGCUUCUGCCACGUCUAUGGCCCAUGACACCCAGACAAAGGCCUUCAAGCCCAAAGAACUUGUCCUCUUUCAGUACCAGGCCUGUCCAUUCUGCAACAAGGUUGCAGCGUUUCUGGACUAUUACGAUAUUCCGUUCAAAGUGGUUGAGGUGAAUCCUAUCAACAAGAAGGAGAUCAAAUGGUCCGACUACAAGAAGGUGCCCAUCGUCACUGUUGACGGUGAACAAAUUGUUGAUUCUUCAGACAUAAUUGAUAAGUUGAUCAAACGGAUACAUCCAGAUUAUGACCUAAAUGCAGAAGAAGAGAAGAAGUGGCGAGAGUGGGUGGAUAAUCACUUGGUGCAUGUCUUGUCACCAAAUAUAUAUCGAAAUGUUCCUGAAGCUCUUGAAUCAUUUGAUUAUAUCACUACCCAAGGAAAUUUCAGUUUGACUGAGAGGUUAGUGGCAAAGUAUGGUGGGGCUGCAGCUAUGUAUUUUGUGUCAAAGAAAUUGAAGAAGAAACACAACAUCACUGAUGAGCGUGCAGCACUUUAUGGUGCUGCGGAGCAAUGGGUUGAUGCUUUGAGGGGCCGGAAAUUUCUUGGUGGGUUGGAUCCUAAUUUAGCAGAUCUUGCUGUGUUUGGUGUCCUAAGACCCAUCCGCCAUCUCAAGUCAGGUAGAGAUAUGGUAGAGCACACCGGGAUUGGGAAAUGGUUUUCUGAAAUGGAUCGUGCCGUAGGAAAGUCUUCUAGGGUUAGUGAACAAAGCUAG
Messenger RNA from Sphenostylis stenocarpa, 924 nucleotides. The record is from the annotation of a GenBank genome assembly. Lineage: Eukaryota; Viridiplantae; Streptophyta; Magnoliopsida; Fabales; Fabaceae.